Messenger RNA from Mesitornis unicolor (brown roatelo), 2060 nucleotides. It is a transcript of the gene RNMT, whose product is annotated as RNA (guanine-7-) methyltransferase. The transcript is spliced from 10 exons. The record is from RefSeq and is a predicted model, not a curated record. Gene Ontology annotation, biological process: 7-methylguanosine mRNA capping. Gene Ontology annotation, cellular component: nucleus. Bases 45 to 1289 code for a protein of 414 amino acids. NCBI's taxonomy places the organism in Eukaryota, Metazoa, Chordata, Aves, Mesitornithiformes, Mesitornithidae. Gene Ontology annotation, molecular function: mRNA 5'-cap (guanine-N7-)-methyltransferase activity.
GAUUUCCAUUCUGAUCAGUGGACAAGGAGACUAACCUGUCAAAAAUGGCUGAUUUGACCAAGACAGAAGAACAGGAAGCAGAGAAGAAUUUGGAUGAAGAAGUGGAGAAAACGCCUGGUACUUCAGAGGCAGAUUCAGGAAUCGGUCAGGAAGGUGACAGUUCAACUUCAGGUACAGUGCACUCCACUGAAAAUGAAAAAGAAGUUGAUAGUGGUGAUCAGGACGGCGGAGCAAAAAGGAAGAAUUUAGAUACUGAAGAUGAAACUCCUAAGAAAGUACGUGAGACAGGCCAUGGACAAGCUGUCGCUGCACAUUAUAAUGAACUUCAAGAAGUUGGAUUGGAAAAACGUAGCCAGUCUCGCAUAUUCUACCUCCGAAACUUUAAUAAUUGGACAAAGAGUGUCCUCAUUGGUGAAUUUAUAGACCGGGUACGACGGAAAAAGAAUGAUAUAACUGUUUUGGAUCUAGGAUGUGGCAAAGGUGGAGACUUACUGAAAUGGAAAAAAGGCAGAAUUAAGAAACUUGUCUGUACUGAUAUUGCUGACAUUUCUGUGCAACAGUGCAAGCAGCGAUAUGAAGACAUGAAAGCCCGAUGUCGUUAUAAUGAACAUAUUUUUGAUGCAGAAUUUAUACAAGCAGAUAGUACCAAGGAUCUCUUGUCUUCCAAAUAUAAUGAUCCAGAUACACGCUUUGACAUUUGCAGCUGUCAAUUUGUUUACCAUUACUCAUUUGAGACAUACGAGCAGGCUGACAUGAUGCUUAAAAAUGCUUGUGGGAACCUCUCUCCUGGAGGGUAUUUCAUUGGCACAACUCCAAAUAGUUUUGAACUUGUAAAACGACUUGAAGCUUCAGAAACAAAUUCAUUUGGGAAUGACGUGUACAGUGUAAAAUUUGAGAAGAAGGGAGAAUAUCCCUUGUUUGGCUGCAAGUAUGAUUUCCACUUGGAAGAAGUGGUUGAUGUCCCUGAGUUCUUGGUUUACUUUCCAUUACUGGAAGAAAUGGCGAAGAAGCAUGGUAUGAAACUAGUCUACAAAAUGACAUUUCGGGAAUUCUAUGAAGAAAAAGUCAAGAAUGAGGAGCAUAAAAUGCUGUUAAGGAGAAUGCAGGCUUUGGAGCCAUAUUCUACAUUUGGUGAUUCCAGGCUUGUUUCUGAUAAACCUGAUGAUUAUGAGCAUGCAAAAGAGUUCAUCAAAGAAAGCAAGGCAAAGUUACCAUUGGGAACUUUGAGUAAGUCUGAAUGGGAAGCAACAAGUAUUUACUUGGUAUUUGCAUUUGAGAAGCAACUGUGAAACUUGACGUUCUGGAUGAGGCAAGAAGAGAUCAUAUCCAUGUGCAAGCUGGAAUGGUCAGAAAUCCAUCGUGGCAACUAUUUUUUUAAUUUUUAUUUUUUAAUUAUCAGAAGUGUGCAGGACACUACCAAAAACUAUAGCAAGCUCAUGAUUCUGAGUUACAUUGCCUGUCUGUGACAGAUGGACUUGUGUGUGUAUAUAUAAGAAAGAUUCUGAACCAGUCUUUUUAAGCAUUUGUAAGCGACCUGCAUGCUCUCAAAACUCAUGUUUGAACUUGACACAACUUUAUGUUAGAAACAGGCGUUUUGUUUGUAGAAGUAUGUUUGUGAUUACAAGCCUGACCCUGCACUUUCUGAAAUUGGUGGAAAAAUGGCUGCUGACUUUGAUGGUGCAGAAUGAGGGCAUAAAUAUUGUACUGCAGAGCUCAGUUAAUUCCUGAUGAGAUAUAUUCAAACAUAAUAGGGUAUGUCUACAUUGCAUGAAGAGCCAAGUGGCAAAUAAUACCUGAGUCAGUCUGGGUACUUCUGUGCUGUACUCAAGCCUGCAGUGUAAAUCUACCUUGGUUGUAUUCAAGGUGUAGCUUACAUGAGGAAGUCCCAUGAUGUUCUUGCUUUCCGUGCUUGCUGAUACGUAGUGUCACUUCAUGGUGCUUUCAAGAUGAAACGAGUUUGUUCUGUACAAAACUGCUCUGAAAGAAGUUCUAAAGUUUCUAAAGUUUUAAAUCUGUGGUGUUUUUCCAAAUAUGACUAUGUGGUAAUCGGUAACAGCUGC